Caenorhabditis auriculariae is the source of this 2786-nucleotide messenger RNA. Lineage: Eukaryota; Metazoa; Nematoda; Chromadorea; Rhabditida; Rhabditidae. The record is from the annotation of a GenBank genome assembly.
AUGCCGCUACAAAACCUGGUAGCGAAAAGUAAGUUUUCCAAACCUUUUUCUGCGUUGUUCCGAUGAAAUCUCUUCAGAAAUCUUUGAGGAUGUCAUCCGACCAUUAAAAACGGACGAAAAUGGGAAACAGCAAUGGAAUGUGCUGGUUUUGGACAAGUUUUCGUCGAAAAUGGUUUCUUGUUGCUUGAAAAUGAGCAAUUUGACUGAGGGUUCGCACUAAUGAAAAUCUGGAAGAUUCAUUUUUGGUUUCAGAAAAUAUUUCAACAGUGGAGGAUUUGCACAAAAAACGGCAGCCGAUUCGAAAUUUGGACGUUAUUUAUUUAGUCUCACCAACGGCUGAAUCGGUUUUUCAUGUUGAAAAAAAUUGGGAAGAAAUUCUCAUGCAGAAAGUUCUCGAACAUUUUUUUCGUUAAAGAAAUUUCUAGAUUUCAAUUUAAAGAUUGAAGCGUUCAAAGAAUUGAAUUCAAUGAGAAAAAUGUGUUUCAAGAGGGCAAUUUUAAUCUGAAAGCUUCAAAGAACUCUAAAAAAAUAAGAAAAAGUUUUAUUUUCAUUAACUUUUUGAAACGUUCGAUGAAGUUGAAUCACUGCUGCAAAAAAAUCAUGAAAUCAUUAUAUUUAAAAAAGUUCCUUUCAAACAAAUAGACACAAAAGAGAUCAGUGGGAUUUUCUUCCGUCCAAACUUGAGAAAUAUGUGAAAAUUUUCAUUUUUUUCAGAUAAAAAAAUAAUAAAUGACGAUUUCCACCCGAUGGCCAAGUACAAAAAAGCUCACAUUUUUUUCACAACACCUUGUUCGGACACUUUAUUUCGAAAAUUGGCUCAAAGGUUAUAAAUUUCUUGCUGUGUUGUUUAAAGGCGCAGAGAUAAAGGUCUCGAGAAGAAGAGCCAUUUUUAGUCAUUUGGGGCCGCGCCUUUAAAAAACGCAGAAUGAGUAUUUAUAAUACAAUAAUUUUCCAGCCGCGUUUCAAGCUUCAUCAAAACGCUAAAAGAAAUCAAUUUGGCGUUUCUACCCGUUGAGAGCCAAGUUUACACGAAAAUUAUUUUACCUUAAAGACAAAUUUCUCAGGUUUUCUCGCUUAAUUUACCUGAAGUCUUUCCGUCGUUCUUUGGUAGUCAACGGUCCCCGAAAUAUCGAGCUCCGAAAUUUGAUGAGAAACUUGGAAAAAUGGCCGAACAAAUUGCGACUUUGUGUGUUUUGUUGGAGGAAUAUCCGGCCAUCAGGUUGUGUUUUUGUCAUAAUCUGAUGACGAAAUCUUUAAAGGCGCAGAGAUUAAUACACAAAAGGGUACUAACGCGAAAUUUUCUUCAUGCGCCUUAUAGGACUUCGGAAUAAUUUUUUGAAGAAAGAAACUUGAAAAAACCAUUUUUUUUACGAUGGAGAAGUUUCAUUUCUACCAGAAAAAAUUCCAUACAUCUUGUCUCUGAAAUUUUUUUAAUGGAAAAGAAACUCUACCGAAAAAUCAUGCAUUUUUUUCCCGAACAAUUGAUCAAGUUGUGAAAAAAAUAAAUUUCUUGACCGUCUUAGAUAUUCGAAUUUUUUUCAGAAAAAUUGUUCUUUUUCAUCAUGGUCAAAGCCUGGAAAGUUAAUUUUUUUCUCUUUUUACCUUGGAGAUUUUUAGUAAGAAGAAGUAUUCCAAAAUGAAGUACGUUUCGAAGGAAUGAUUUAAUCUCCGUUCAAAGUUUUAUUUAAUGGGCGGUCAAUUUUUUAACUUUAUUAAUGAUUCCAAUCAUAGCUGGACCCCUCUAUUUCUUUCAGUUUCUUCAUAAAAAUUGAGAAGGCUUUCUUGAGUUUUUAAAAGCACAUGUUAGUUUCAAGACCCUCUUUGCGCCUUUAAAAAUUUUCAAAAAAUUCCAGAUGCCGCCGAUUAUGCGAUAAUAACAUUGAGUUAUGUAUUCAAAUCGAGGAAAAGCUUCAGAAUUACAAAAAAGACUACCCGAAUAUGGGAAAAGGCUACGAGAAAUCCAGAAGCCAACUGAUUAUCGUUGGUUUGUUUUACUGGACUCGAUUCAAAAAAUUUCGUAAAAGUUGAAUUUUGGACCCUUUUUAAUCUCUUUUUGAGCUCGAAAUUCCGAUUCGUAUUGAAAAAUUGGGUCCAAUUCAAUUACUUUAAAAAAAAUUUCAAGUUUUUUUCUUUUUUUCACACAAUUUCUUCUGAAAGUUUGAAGAUUUUUUUCAGAAAUCAAUGGUAACUUUAAAUUUUGAAUAGAUAUCUCAUUUUCUUCUAGAGCUCCUCAAGAUUCCAACAAAAUGGGUCUCAAAAAGAAAAAGAGAAACGGUCGAACUUUCCAGACCGCGGAUUCGAUUUCAUCACACCUCUUCUCCACGAAAUGACUUACCAGGCCAUGGCUCAAGAUUUAUUAACUUUGAAUGAAGACGUCUAUACUUUUUGUCAAUGAUAGAGGAGUCAAAAAGGAGGUUCAAAUACACUGAAAAUUGAAAAAAUGCUCUUUUUCAGUCAAUUUUGGACGAAAAUGACCCGAUUUGGCUGGCAAUGCGCCAUAAUCACAUCGCCGUCGUAUCUGCUCAUGUUUUUAAUCCUCAUUUUCAUUUUCCAAUCAUUUGAAUUAUUGUCAGGUCGGCUCAAAAAUGAAGGAACUCCAAGGAAGGGAAGUGGCCAAGAUGAAGUCAGCGAAAGUCAAGGAGAUUUCGAAUAUCAUGAAGAGUUUGCCGGCCCAUCAGAGAAUCGUCCAGAAUUUCAGGUUUCUUUCAUUUCAAUGUGAACAAAGAACACGUUUUUCUUUUCAAAGCGCAUUUAUUAAAGCAACAAAAACCCGAGUACAACUGUGA